GACCCUGCAAUGUCUGCUCAAGACGAAAAACGUGAACUCGAAUCUGGUCUUUCCACAUCUACAACAAGAAGACCACAGCGAAACUUCUUUGGACCAUCCAAUAUCUCAAACAAGGAGCAAGGGUCUUCUCCAAAUCAUCUCAACAAUAGAAAUCGACGAAACAGCGACCAAAGACCUCAUCCUCUUGACAGUGAAGUGAAAAAUGGGGCUGUUAAAAUUGGAAGCGCCCCAAAGAAAAAAUUUCGGCAAAGAGUCACGAGUGAUCAGGAGUUGAACCAAGAUCCACAGCUGACUCCUCUAGGAAACUCUACUCCUCUGCAAACUGGCUCUGUUCCUCAAACACCAGUUGCUGUGUCAGACAUACAAAAGGGACGUAUGUCUUAUUCCAAUACAACACCAAGGCAACAACCCAAUUCUGUUCAACGAACUCGAAAAAUCACAAUUUUCAAGCCAUAUCUGGACGAGGACAGAGUUCAGCAAGGCUUACAGAAAAGUCUUUUUUUAAAGGGAGUUAUUCGAAUAAAUCAACGCAAAUAUGAGGAGGCUUUCAUCAAUAAUCCAGCUGGAAGUGAUCAAGCUGAUAUCGCAAUUUUGGGCAUGCCAGAUCGAAAUCGCGCCUUGCAUGGUGAUGUUGUUGCUGUUUGUGUGAGGCCAAGGGCAUUUUGGGUGGUCAAUGAAGAGCUCUACAAGGAUUGGAAGAAGGGAGCUUUGCAAAAGACAAGUGCAGUUGAGAAUGAG
Strongylus vulgaris is the source of this 738-nucleotide messenger RNA. Lineage: Eukaryota; Metazoa; Nematoda; Chromadorea; Rhabditida; Strongylidae. The record is from the annotation of a GenBank genome assembly.